AUGAAGUUCAGUUUCGGAAUUUUGUUAUCAGCAAUUGCUGUGAUCAACGCUGCAGUUAUUGACAUUGACAAUUCAAAUGCCGAAGAUAUUUUGAAGACAUUUGUAACUUCACCAACUCCACUCUUCAAUUCUGCACAAGAUUAUCACGAACAAGCUAAAGAAUUACAAGACGACAUCAACAAACAUCUCGCAGACAUACGAAGCACUUUGUCUUCAGUUUUGGCUGAGAAAUCAAGAGAAGCUCUUGAUGAUAUCCAACUAAAUUCCAAUGAUAUAUUAGAAUUGGAGAACUCAACACGUACCGCAUUAUUUGAACUUGAUAGAAGUCUUUGUGUGGACAAUUUAAGAGUAUUACUCAAUAAAAUUUCGGAAUUUACUGGAUUUGGAUCCAGCAAUUGUGUAACAGCUUACGACAUAAAUAUUCAAAAGGGACUUGGUUCAGCUUAUGAAAAGAUUCGAUCAUACGAUGGAAGUUUCGGAGAUGUUCAACAAAUCGUUGUCCGUUCUUUUAUUGGCGCAAAUGCUUUUCUGGAACCUGAAGAAAUUGAAGCACGCUUUGUUGGGGAACUUACCAGACAACGAGACGAAUGGAAUGCUGCAAGGCCAGAAAUUGGAGACUUCAUAAAUUCAUUUAAUGUCGAAAUGGAGGCUCACAGACUUGUCCUUGGAACAUGCUUCAAAACCAUUCAAGAUAACGUCGCCCCAGGAUAUGAUUCUCUUCAAUCUGAAAUCGCAACUUGCUUGGAAUUCGACAAUACUGACGAUCCAUUUGCAGCCUUCAGAUAA
Messenger RNA from Clunio marinus, 786 nucleotides. The record is from the annotation of a GenBank genome assembly. NCBI's taxonomy places the organism in Eukaryota, Metazoa, Arthropoda, Insecta, Diptera, Chironomidae.